Molecule: messenger RNA, 1134 nt
Organism: Pteropus alecto (black flying fox)
Lineage: Eukaryota; Metazoa; Chordata; Mammalia; Chiroptera; Pteropodidae
Gene: EBP
Product: emopamil binding protein (sterol isomerase)
Exons: 5
Biological process (GO): cholesterol biosynthetic process
Cellular component (GO): membrane; endoplasmic reticulum
Molecular function (GO): C-8 sterol isomerase activity; cholestenol delta-isomerase activity; steroid Delta-isomerase activity
Source: RefSeq, a predicted model, not a curated record
UUGGGAGCAGAUUUGCCUUCCCAGCCCUAACCAACUCCUUAAGACGAGGAACCUGUGUGGGGUUAGGUCUGAACUAGGGCUGUUACGGAGCCACCGGGCCAGCCUCAGCAAAGCCGAGACCCUGUGGGAGAAGCCGCUGCGACCGCGCCGCUAGCCAUCAGCCUACAAAGACAUGGCCACCAGUGCUAGCCCCUUGCACCCAUACUGGCCUCGGCACCUGAGACUGGACAACUUUGUGCCUAAUGACUACUCUACCUGGCAUCUCCUGGCUGGCCUCUUCUCUGUCUCUGGGGUCUUAGUUGUGACCACAUGGUUGUUGUCUGGACAUGCUGCGGUCAUCCCACUGGGGACUUGGCGGCGACUCUCCCUGUGCUGGUUUGCAGUGUGUGGGUUCAUUCACAUGGUGAUUGAGGGCUGGUUCAGCCUCUACCACGAGGACCUUCUUGGAGACCAAGCCUUCCUGUCUCAACUCUGUGAGUCUUGAGUUCUUUCAUACAGCCGAUAUAUCCUAAAUGACAACUUCAUGAUAUGCAUGGAGACUAUCACGGCUUGCCUGUGGGGACCACUCAGCAUUUGGAUAGUGAUCGCCUUUCUCCGCCAGCAGCCCCUCCGCUUUGUCCUACAGCUUGUGGUCUCUGUGGGUCAGAUCUAUGGGGAUGUGCUCUACUUCCUGACGGAGCACCGCGAUGGAUUCCAACAUGGAGAGCUGGGUCACCCGCUCUAUUUCUGGUUUUACUUUGUCUUCAUGAACGCUCUGUGGCUGGUGCUGCCCGGAAUCCUCGUGCUUGAUUCUGUGAAGCAGCUCACCCAUGCCCAGAGCCUGCUGGAUUCCAAAGCCACAAAAGCCAAAAGCAAGCAGAACUAAUGAGUGAUGGACUAGGCUUGAACAUUGGCUGGUGAUGAGCUCUCCAUCUACCAGAAGAGUCUAGUCCUUGCUUCCACAGGUUAGAGGGACAAAGCAAGUUGAUCUGUCAGACUCGGGCUGAUGGGUUGGUACCAAAAGGACCAGAGACAGGGGGAAGAAAGGAGUGUGGAGCUAUUGCCAGGAGCUAUUGGAACAAAGGUCCAAGAGAACCUAGGAGGUCCAUGGUGGCCGCCAUUUUUUAAAUCAAUAAAUAAAAGGUCUUGACUCUA